Tribolium madens (black flour beetle) is the source of this 1189-nucleotide messenger RNA. RefSeq names its product alpha-tocopherol transfer protein-like. Lineage: Eukaryota; Metazoa; Arthropoda; Insecta; Coleoptera; Tenebrionidae. Bases 95 to 1024 code for a protein of 309 amino acids. Gene Ontology annotation, cellular component: membrane. Gene Ontology annotation, molecular function: phosphatidylinositol bisphosphate binding. The transcript has 5 exons. The record is from RefSeq and is a predicted model, not a curated record.
UUUUUGCCGUGAAGAAAACCGGAGUCGAGGUCGGCCUCAUCCUUGCUUAUAAAUAGAAGCAUGCGACGUCUUGCCUGACUCCAGUCCGACGACGAUGGUGCAAAAGCGAAAAGUGGACGCCUUCUUCGAGAUACCCAACGAACUCGUCGAGUUCAUCAAACGGGAAAUCGGUGAAGAUGACGACCGAAUCACACAUGUUGAAGAUUUACUCAAACAGAGGAUGCAUUUCGAUCAACACAUGCCCAAAAAUUACGACAAAGCCAUGGCUCGGAAUUUCAUCCGGGGGGCGAAAUUCAACCUAGAGAUCACCCGGAGGAAACUAGAGGGUUAUUUUUUGGCCAAACACACCUUCCCCUUGUUCUACCACAACAGAAACCCCAACUGUAAGGAUUUGUUACGGGCCUGCGAUACGGUGAAUAUUGCAAGGAUGCCCAAAUUGACCCAAGACGGUGAAAGAGUCUGUAUUUUGUCACUGGCCGAUUCUAAUCCCAAUAAUUUUGAAGUGGUCGAUGUUUUGAAGCUCUUCUGGAUGCUCUACGACUUGACCCUCACGUGCACCUUCCCCAUCGUCAGUGAAAUAUUCAUCUUCGACUGUGCGGGCAUCAAACCCGAUCAUUUAGUGAAACUCCUCAGUGCGCCGUUCAAAAACUCCAUUUCGAUCCUUCAGGACGCUUACGCGGCCCGCGUGAGUCAACUCCACGUGGUCAAUUGCCCGCCAAUGGCCGAGAAAAUGAUCGCCGCUAUUCGGCCCCUCAUCCACGAGAAGGUCAAAAAGCGGUUUAUUGUUCACAAGGGAGUGGAGUCACUGCUUAAUCACUUGCAACCGAAAGUGCUACCGGUCGAAUACGGGGGGCAUCUGGAAAGUAUCAGGGAUUACAGUAGGUCAUGGCAGGAGAUAUUGGUGGAGAAUGCGGAUUGGUUCGAGGGACAAGAGGGUGUGAAAAUUACGGGAACGCCCCCAAAGAAGAAUAAGUUUAACAACAAAAACCUAGAGGGUAGUUUUAGACAGUUGAAUAUUGAUUAAAGUUAGUUAAUAAGUCUCGACUGUGAUUUCAAUUAUUUCAAUUUUUAUUUUACACAAACAAUACAAAAUAACUUUUACAAAAAAAAAAACAACAACACUUGGCAACUAAAAACCCUAACCUAGAAUUAAGUCAUCGGAAAAAAAUAGAUGUUCUUCCUUAAUUAA